UUAGCUGAGAUCGAGACAUCUGUUCGGCAAGCUCUGUUUGAGAUCUUAAAAAUAAUCACCACGUACCAAAAUGGAAAUUUUAUGAACUACUCUUCUCUGAGUACAUGUAGAGAAAUUAAGUUUAGAUUUUUGUUAGACCUAAGAAAACAAAGGAACAUAACAGGCGUGAACUUCUGCCUCAUAUCUGAAAGGGAGAAAACGGAAAAGGUGAAAAUUGAGCAGAAGAGCAGUAAGACGCUGUUGUGGAUGCUGGUCUACAAGAAGGGGAUCCACGAAAGCAACCCACUGCAUCACCACAAGACUCUCUUAUUGGCCUUUACUGUUCUUGUGAAACCCCUCAACAUUUGCCUGAUCAUUUCAGUUCCUCAAAUCUGACCCACACACCCAUACCCUACUGACCAGACUAUAUACUUUAAAUAUCACCCUGGGAAAUAACAUCUUUUGACUGAUAAAAAGGCUUUGACAGCCAUAUUGAUUCUGAGUUAAGGUAGUAUUUUUUGCGUAGCAUAAUUCUGAUACACGCAACAAUGACCUGUAUGCUUCCCCACCUCCCCUGAGGAUCUUUGACGUGGACUGCAAGCUUUCCAGGAGCCUGCAAUGAACGGGUUGCCCGAAACAUCCGUGAAGUGUGUGCUCGUCGGUGACUGCGCCGUAGGCAAGACAGCGCUCCUGGUGCGCUUCACCUCCGAGACGUUCCCAGACAGUUAUCGGCCUACCGUGUAUGAAAACACGGGCGUGGAUGUGUUCAUGGACGGCGUCCAGAUCAGCUUGGGCUUGUGGGACACAGCGGGUAACGACACAUUCCGUCAGAUCCGCCCCAUGUCCUACCAGCAGGCUGAUGUGGUGCUGCUGUGCUACUCGGUUGCCAACCCAUCCACGCUGUCCAGUAUCCGGCACAAGUGGAUCAACGAGGUGCGCGAGUACCUGCCACAUGUGCCCGUGCUGGUGGUGGCUACGCAGACGGAUCACCGAGAGAUGGGGCCGUACCGCGCCAACUGCUCGGGGGCAGCUGAGGGCAAGCGUGUGGCCCAAGAAAUCCGUGCUAAGGGCUACCUGGAGUGCUCGGCACUUAGCAACCGCGGCGUGCAGCAGGUGUUUGAGUGCGCUGUACGCGCGGCCAUCCACCAGGCACGCAAGCGCAAACGACGACGCUUCUUUGACCUCAAUCCGUGCCAGGUCUCCUGAGGGAUGCCACACCCUGGGUAGAGGUGGGGGGGAGGGCCUUUGACAUACACCUCAUCCAGAAACUGCUGACCGUUAACAUCUCAUGCCAAAGCCUCAGUGAAGACAUUUUGUUGAUAUAUAAACAAUACUAUUUAUUUCAUCUGAUACCGUAACAGUAGUUCAGUAGGCCAGUAGUGGGAUUAAGGACUCUAGAAACCUGUUUUAUGUUGGUCUCGUAUUUGUUUUUUUGUUCUUAGAGAUUGCGUCUUAUGUUUAUGCUAAGUGUUUCAAUUAAAAAGUAUAGUUUUAUUUAUGCUCCAUUCAAAACAACUUUAAAAGGCUUUGAAGGAGAAAUACAUAACUUUGAAACUUUUGUUAUACUUUUUGUGCAGUGCAUGUAGAUAAUUCAGCACACAAAUAUCAUCCUAAAAGCAGCCAGAGGUUGUGAAGUCUACUUUUGUGGUAUCUCUCAUACAGAUUUGAGAUUUUACACAAAAUAUAGGUUUUUUAAUUCUCCACCGUAUUAGUGACAUCUAAACUUAGUUUUUAAAUGUAUCCAAAAUUAAAAAGUACUAAAAAUUAAUAAGUGUUUUAAA
This is a messenger RNA of Electrophorus electricus (electric eel), 1760 nucleotides long. It is a transcript of the gene rhoh, whose product is annotated as ras homolog family member H. NCBI's taxonomy places the organism in Eukaryota, Metazoa, Chordata, Actinopteri, Gymnotiformes, Gymnotidae. The record is from RefSeq and is a predicted model, not a curated record. Gene Ontology annotation, biological process: small GTPase-mediated signal transduction. Gene Ontology annotation, molecular function: GTPase activity; GTP binding.